CAAUAGUCGUGAAGUAUUUCCAUGAAAACAUUUUUUUAAACCAGGAAACUGAGACCUGCGUUGUUGCUAUGUUGGUAUUGAUCAAUAUCCUGCAGGUAAUGAGUGACUUUUAGAAGAGGAUGGAUCAAACGCAGAAGCUAGAGGACUCUUUCUUAGGAGAGGAGGAUGAGGUGGAGGAGGAGAGGGCCUCGGGAAAAGAGCGAGAGCCUCUGGCCAUGCUCAGAGUCUUCAGCAACAAACACUUUCCAGAGACUGAAUUCCCCCUCUUCCUCGGCGACAACGUGCUGGGCCGUGACCCCACCUCCUGCAGCCUGCCCCUCUCCGCCUGCUCCGUGUCCAAGCAGCACGCCGUCAUCUCCCUCUCCCUGCUCCGUGGCAACGGGCGCCACGGCGACGGCGCCACGGAGGCCCUGCUGUGGGACCUGGGCAGCAUGAACGGCACGCGGAAGGGCCGGCUCCGGCUCACCCCCCAGGUGCGCUACGCCCUCAGCGAGGGGGAGAGCGUGGUCAUCGCUGACCUGCCCUGUCAGUACGUCCGCGCUGCGGAGGGCGGGCCGGGGAGCACGGCGGAAGCGCCGGCCGAGGCCGAGACGGGGAGAGGAGGAGGAGGAGGGAGAGGCAAGCUGCGAAGGAUUGUGAAGGGCUGCGUGUCGGACUCCGACUCCGAGGGAGAGGUCAGCUUAAGAACGGAAAGGAGGGCGAAGCUUUUUGCUCCAGACUCGGACUCGCCCCGAGAAUCCAGCUUCUCGUGCUCUACUUUCCUCACUCCUACGAGCAGAUUUGUCCCAGAUAGUGAGGAGGACAGCUCUAUCACACCUGCUUCCUCCGGGCGACGUGACAGCUCUAAAAUGGGUAAGACCCCAAAACACGUCUCGGACAGCGACCCCGACGAGGAGGAGGCCUCUGGUUGCAGGUCCGGGGUGGAUUCCGCGGCCAAAAAGGGGAACUCUCACCCCAGCGUGACCCCCUCAGCUGUCGGGCCAGGCAAAAAAGAGGCGGAGUUCGAGAUCCACGAUUCGGAGAGCGACACGGAUGCGGAGGGGGAGGAGCCAGCGGGGAACGUCUCCGUCUCGCUGCGUGACUCGGCGGCGGUUGUCCUGCAGACGGGACCUUCGGCGGGUCCCGUAGCGCGGCCCCUGGAGUUCCACCUGGACAGCGACACGGAUGUGGAGGAGGAGGAGGAGCCAGCUCCCACGCGGGAUCAGAACUCGAACGCAAAAGCACCGGCGGCCGCCCCCGCUGUUCAGCAAACGGAAUUCCAUCUCGACAGCGACACGGACACGGAGGAUCGCACGGACGAUCGCUCCGGAUCGGCCCCCGGCGAGGGCACCAGCCCGCCUAAACCUGUUGCCGUGAAACCUCUGGAGAUCCUCUCGGACAGCGACACAGACACGGAGGAUCGCUCCGGAUCGGCCCCUGGCGAGGGCACCAGCCCGCCUAAACCUGUUGCCAUGAAACCUCUGGAGAUCCUCUCGGAUCAGACCACGAACGCAAAAGCACCAUCGGCCGCCCCCGCUGUUCAGCGAACGGAAUUCCAUCUCGACAGCGACACCGACACGGAGGAUCACACAGAGGAUCAAUCCGGAUCGGCCCCCGGCGAGGGCACCAGCCCGCCUAAACCUGUUGCCAUGAAAGCUCUGGAGAUCCUCUCGGACAGCGACACGGACGCGGAGGAAGCGGACGCCAAACCCGAGCCGCCCCCGGCCACCUCGGCGCUGGGCUUGGAGAUCCUCUCGGACAGCGGUUCGGACACGGAGGACGGAGCGUCCCUGCCGCCGUGCGCCCCCGCCGCCCAGCGGUCCGAGCCCCGGACGGCCCCGCUCGGCGCACCCCCCCCAGCGGCCCACGCCGUUUCGGAGAGCGACACCGACCUGGAGGAGGGCGACGCCGCGGAGCCACAGCCUCCGGCCAAACCCGAGGUCGACCCACAAGACUUCAACCUGGACAGCGACACGGACGUGGAGGAGGAGGAGGGGAGCGCUGGGCCUGCGGAAGGGCCUGCCAGCUCCACGCCACGGGCCUCAGCCGUGCCGGAGGAGGAACUGGAGACGAAAGCCUUCAUCAGCGCCUCAGGCCCCUUCAGGCGUCCCCUGGUUCCUCCGCCUCCGAAGGCCAAGCCCCUGGAUGACAGCCCGGAGGAGUCCGAGGAUGAGGACCUCCUUUUAGCCCCGACUCAGUGCUUUGUGUCUGACGGUCAGAAGAGCAGUCAGGCAGGGGACCCUGCAUUGGACGCCACCCAGUUGUUCCCCGUGGACACAUGUCCUUUGGAGGACCUUGAGGACCAGCCCACCCAGGCCUUCUUCCAGCCUGGGACGUCCCACUGCAGUGAGGCCACCCAGGCCUAUGACCAGGCUGACUGGGGGGACGACUCUGAGCUAGAGACAACCCAACCAUACGGGGAAGCCCCUUCUGCCAGGGGAGAGUGGCAACGACUGGAGAAAGAAAGGGAAGAAAGAGAAGAGAGGGAUAGAUUGGAGAAGGAACAGAAAGAACGAGAAGGGAGGGAAAGAUUAGAGAAGGAGCGGAAAGAACAAGAAGAAAGGGAAAGAUUGGAGACAGAACGAAAAGAACAAGAAAAGAGGGAAAGAUUAGAGAAGGAGCGGAAAGAACAAGAAGAAAGGGAAAGAUUGGAGACAGAACGAAAAGAACAAGAAGAGAGGGAAAGAUUGGAGAAGGAACAGAAAGAACGUGAAGAGAAUGAAAGAUUGGUGAAGGAACAGAAAGAACAAGAAGAGAGGGAAAGAAUGGAGAAGAAACAGAAAGAACAAGAAGAGAGGGAAAGAUUAGAGAAGGAACAAAUAGAACAAGAAGAGAGGGAAAGAUUAGAGAAGGAACAGAAAGAACGGGAAGAGAAGGAAAGAUUAGUGAAGGAACAGAAAGAACGAGAAGAGAGGGAAAGAUUGCUGAAGGAACAGAAAGAACGAGAACAGAAGGAAAGAUUGGAGAAGGAACAGAAAGAACGGGAAGAGAAGGAAAGAUUAGUGAAGGAACAGAAAGAACGAGAAGAGAGGGAAAGAUUGCUGAAGGAACAGAAAGAACGAGAACAGAAGGAAAGAUUGGAGAAGGAACAGAAAGAACGAGAAGAGAGGGAAAGAAUAGAGAAGGAACAGAAAGAACAAGAAGAGAGGGAGAUAUUGCUGAAGGAACAGAAAGAACGAGAAGAGAAGGAAAGAUUGGAGAAGGAACAGAAAGAACGAGAAGAGAGGGAGAGAUUGCUGACGGAACAGAAAGAACGAGAAGAGAGGGAAAGAUUGCUGAAGGAACAGAAAGAACGAGAAGAGAAGGAAAAAUUGCUGAAGGAACAGAAAGAACGAGAAGAGAGGGAAAGAAUGGCGAAGGAACAGAAAGAACAAGAAGAGAGGGAAAGAUUGCUGAAGGAACAGAAAGAACAAGAAGAGAGGGAAAGAUUGCUGAAGGAACAGAAAGAACAAGAAGAGAAGGAAAGAUUGGCGAAGGAACAGAAAGAACAAGAGAAGGAACGGAAAAGAGAAGAGAAGGAAAGAGUAGAGAAGGAGAAAAAGGAAAGGGAUGAGAAAGAACAAAUGGAGAGAAAAGAAAGACUGGAAAAAGAGAGGGAAAGUUUGGAGAAAGAGAGGAAGAAAGAGGAAGGGGAGGGCCAACUGAAGAUGGGAGAAGAGGCUUUGCCCGUUGAGCCUGGACGAGAAACGAGGUCCCGGCGAAGCUCCGUUAGCUCAGAGAAGUCCAACUCCAGCACCAGCGUGCAGAGCAGGGGGAGCGUGAGAAAGAGCCAGAGGAAGACUGGGCCCAAAACAGAACCUGACCAGGAACAGCCCCCUACCCCCAAUGCGGGGGGGAGGGGGAGGAGAAGUGUGAAGGGGAGCACCUCUGGCUCAGCAGAGGUCGAGAGAGACCUGGACUAUGUGCCUCGUGAAACCGUACAGAAGGACAGUGCUAACCUGAGGACACCCCGGGCAAUGAACCGGGGCAGGAAAGCAAUUGAUUCUCAUCCUCAGGCGACAGAGGCGGACCAAAGUACACAGGAUGUAAAGACUCCAGAGCCUAAGGGAAGCACUAGAACUAGGGGCAGGAGUUGUAAAGUAGGCAAUUCUGAUUCAACCACAACCAAAAUUACGGAGCCGAAGCUAGUGGAGGCACCUACGCCUACAACAAGCAGAACGAGGGGUCGGUCUCGUAAAGUGAACGAUUCAAACUCAACAGCAGCAGAAGAUGACCAAACUACUGAGGUCUUAGAAACCUCAAGCAUAGAAAGUACAGCGCUUAAAGAAAAUGGUAGGGCAAGGGGUCGGGGUCGUAAAAUAAGCGAUUCCGACUCAACGGCAACAGAGGUAGGGCAAACUACAGGCAACAUGCAGACUUCAAGUGUAGAAACUUCUGCACCUAAGGCCAACAGUAGAGCAAGGGGUAAGGGUCGUAAAGUGAAUGAUUUGGGCUCAACAUCAGCAGAAAUGGACAAACCUGGAGAGCCUACAGAACCUACAAAGGAAGAAACUCAGAGCAAAGUUACUACUGUCCUUAAAGACAGCAGUAGAGUAAGGGGUAGGGGUCGUACAAUAAGUGAUUUGGGCUCAACGGCAGCAGAGCUAGAUCAAACUACAGGAAACAGGCAGACUUCAAGUGUAGAAACCCCUGCACCUAAGGCCAACAGUAGAGGGGCUCGGGCUAGGGGUUGCAAGAUUAGUGAUGGUGACAGAGCGACGGCAGAAGCAGACCAAACUACUGAGAUCUUGGAAACUUCAAGUGUAGAAACUACAGUGCUGAAAGAAAACAGUAGGGGUAGGGGUCGUAAAAUAAGCAUUUCGAGCUCAACGGCAGCAGAGGAAGAACAAAUUCCCGCCAACGUGUCAACUUCAAGUGUAGAAACUGCACCUAAAGCCAACAGUAGAGCAAGGGGUAAGGGUCGUAAAGUGAAUGAUUUGGACUCCACAUCAGUUGAAGCAGUCAAAACCGGAGAAUCUACAGAAGCUACAAAUGAAGAAACUCAGAGCAUAGUUACUACUGCACCUAGAGCCAACAGUAGAGCAAGGGGUAAGGGUCGUAAAGUGAAUGAUUUGGACUCCACGUCAGUUGAAGCAGACAAAACCGGAGAAUCUACAGAAGCUACAAAUGAAGAAACUCAGAGCAUAGUUACUAAUGCACCUAGAGCCAACAGUAGAGCAAGGGGUAAGGGUCGUAAAGUGAAUGAUUUGGACUCCACGUCAGUUGAAGCAGACAAAACCGGAGAAUCUACAGAAGCUACAAAUGAAGAAACUCAGAGCAUAGUUACUACUGCACCGAGAGCCAACAGUCGAGAAAGAGGGAGGGGUCGUAAGAUUAGUGAAGGUGACGUAGUGUCAGCAGACACGGACCAAACUACUGAGAUCUUAGAAACUUUGAGUGUCGAAACUACAGCGCCCAAAGAAAACAGUAGGGCAAGAGGUAGGGGUCGUAAAAUUAGUGAUAGUGACAUAGUGUCCGCAGACGUAGACCAAACUACAGAGGUUUUGGGAACGAGCGCAAUUGUUGAGCCCUCAAAAAGCACUGGCCGAGCCAGAGGGCAGAAGAGGGGUCUUGAGGUUGAAGGGGAGGAGGUAAUUGGCUCCUUCAAAGUGCCACGGGGCAAAUCGCGCAGGGGUGGGAAGGGAGGGGGGGCAGAGGAGGAGCACGGGGCGUGUGAGGAAGAGAAGGAGAUGAGAACUGAGCCCGGUCCACCUCUAGGUCGAGCGAGAGCGUCUUCUGCGCACGGGAGGAAGGAGCGGGAGCGGGAGGCGGGUGAGGAGGCCACGGGUCUUUCGGUUCAGGAAACGGGACGGAGGAAGCAGGCCGCGGCCUUGAAGAAGAAGGAGGAGGAUGAGGAGGAGGAAGAAGAAGAAGCGCCGAAUGAAGAAGAGGUCUCUGCUCCCAGUUCUGAAGAGCAGGACGUGCCUCGGACUCCUACGGGCAGAAACGUCCGGAAACGCACGGCCCCAAGCGAGUCCCCAACCGCUGCCAAGACCCCUCGUCGCUCCGUGUCCUGUGAGGCCUCCCCCGGGGGCGGCGGUCGAAGCAAAGGCUUCGCUCAGGCCUUUAAGGUGUUGUUCACAGGUGUGACCGACCCUGCAGGUGAAGCGGUGGUAGCCCGUCUAGGGGGCAGCAUGGCCAAGGGCGUUAAUGACAUGACCCACUUGGUGACGGACAAGGUCCGACGCACCGUCAAGUUCCUGUGCGCUGUGGCUCGCGGCGUCCCCAUCGUCACCACUGAUUGGCUGGAAAAGAGUGGGAAGAGAGGCAGUUUCCUCCCGCCCUCGGAGUUCCUGGUGAAGGAUGCGGAGCAGGAGAGGAAGUUCAGCUUCCGUCUGGAGCAGUCCCUGUGCAGCGCCCACGCCGAGCCGCUCCUGCAGGGCUAUGAGAUCCACGUUACACGCUCCGUGAAGCCUGAACCCGCCCAGAUGAAGGACAUUAUAUCCAGCAGUGGAGCCCGGUACCUCCCCAAGAUGCCGACGGUGCUCAAACCUCAGACAGUGGUGGUGUCCUGUGUGGAGGACGCCUCUCUCUGCGCCCCGGCCCUGUCGGCCUCCAUCCCCGUGGUCAGCGCAGAGUUCCUCCUCACGGGCAUCCUGCAGCAGAGGGCCGACCCCGUCGCCCACGCCCUCUCUGGCCCCGCGUUCCUGCCGGGGGCCAAGGCCGGGGCCCGCGGGAAGAGGAAGUGAGGACGGAGAGGGAGGGGUCCCCACCUACGCACCCCGAGCCGUGAACACGCCGAGAAAGAGGGGGAGAAAGACACGAGCAGAACGAAAGAGAGCGGGAGACUGCCAACUGCUGCCCUGCAGAUAUUUAUAGGAGACCAGUUGGGAUUUUUUAUGCUGCUCGUCUAGUUCGCCUGUUUCUCUCUCAGUCUGUCGUCUGUGUGUCUCUGGAGAGACACUGUGCCUUCGGUCCUUCUGUGCCUCUGCUUCAUUUUCACAUUUUAAUUUUAAACACAGAUAUUGUUUACUUAGUGCAUAUUAUAUGAAUGUUUGAAAAUGAAUGUUUUGUGAAUCAACAGUGGGAAUAGAGUUCUGAGAACACGACUGUAACUGCCGACUCGGAUUGUAAGCUUGCUUUAGUAUUAUGCCCACUGAUUCCCUCCGAUUGAGGGAUAAUAUAAAUAAGCCUGCCAGCGCUAACCUGUCAGUAGCUUUAAAGGUAUGCACCUGCACAUGGAUAAUGUAUAUAUACACACAGCUCACAAAUCCAUAUGAUUGUAAGUUCCUAUGUUGCCAUUAAACAAUUUUGUACAAAA
Messenger RNA from Conger conger (European conger), 7219 nucleotides. RefSeq names its product mediator of DNA damage checkpoint 1 (gene mdc1). The record is from RefSeq and is a predicted model, not a curated record. Gene Ontology annotation, molecular function: protein binding. Gene Ontology annotation, cellular component: nucleus. The transcript is spliced from 12 exons. Bases 120 to 6647 code for a protein of 2175 amino acids. Gene Ontology annotation, biological process: positive regulation of transcription initiation by RNA polymerase II. NCBI's taxonomy places the organism in Eukaryota, Metazoa, Chordata, Actinopteri, Anguilliformes, Congridae.